Aspergillus versicolor CBS 583.65 is the source of this 1300-nucleotide messenger RNA. RefSeq lists its product as uncharacterized. Lineage: Eukaryota; Fungi; Ascomycota; Eurotiomycetes; Eurotiales; Aspergillaceae. The transcript has 2 exons. The coding region runs from base 401 to 1102 and encodes 233 amino acids. The record is from RefSeq and is a predicted model, not a curated record.
CCCACCAAGCCCAGAUCUUAACUACUUGAAGCAGUAGUAGUACUAAAAUACGGUGAGAGAAUGCAACGGUUUUUGUCACCGCAACAGUAAUAUUGUGCUCAAGAUGGGCAUGAAUCGUGAAUUCAACGGUGAUGUUCUUUCCCAGGGCGAGCUCGUCAUCGCAUUGCGUGCUUCGGGUGGAAUCUUCUGCUAUGCUCUGGAUUUUGGGACUGCAAUUGACUCACCCUUUGCUGCUCUAUAAAUUCGGCUCGACUCUUUAUUCCUCUGUUCUUUUCGGUUCCUAUAAUUUUCGGCUUUUUUUACCCUUCUUUUUCACUUUUUCUUCGGCGUACAUUGAGGCGUUGUUGGGCGAGCGUGCAAUUAUUCCAGUUCAGUCCGAUAGAACAUCAUACAAUAUAGAAUGGCAUCCGCAGCUAUAGUGGUGGCUGCAGACAGCGCAGUCAACCCCUCGGCCUUGCCAGCAGUGCCACCAACAAUACCUCUAGAGUCUUACAAUGAGUCCGAGUCCGCGCUCAGGUCGUCGAAAGACAAAGACAAAGACACCAGCACCAACCACAUCAUCUCAUCCCCUUAUACAACCGCAGAGCACCUGCUGGAUCUCUCAACCCUCGACGCCGCAAACCAAUUCCUAGCACAAGCCCUAACAACACUCACGCCCAUCCGGCCAGACUACGCGACAGCGCCCUAUGUCGAAGCCUUCAAUUGGAACUCUGUCUUCGAAACCCUGCACGAUAUCGCAGCGAAACAAGGAGAGCAGCCCUGGACACAGCACAGCUUCUAUGUAGUUGCUUUCCGAUCAAUUCUGCGCGCAGAUGCGGACCCCGACCGACUGCAUUUGCUCGAUGAGCGGUCUCAUGCGGAGGCCGUGGCGAGUGGCGGGUUGCUGAAGUAUUGGUUUGGGAGUAAGAAUGAGAAGAGAGAGAAUCUUGCUACUUGUGUAUGGAGGAGUCGAGAAGACGCACGAGCUGGCGGGACGGGGCCGUGGCAUGCGCAGGCGCGAAGGGCUGCGAAGACAAUGUAUGAGCGAAUUGAGUUCACGACUUUGGAGCUCGUGGUGGGCGAGAAAGCUGGGGAUUGGGAGUUCAAGGAGUGGAAGGAUUAAAUCGGUUAUGAAUCAUGGGAUGGGUUUUUGACAUACGGGCGUAUUAGGUGGUCCAUUGGUGUUCUCUCUCGGUUUGAUAUAUCGUCAGGCUUGACAUUUUAUUGCCUUAAAGAGUAACAUUACUUUAAGUGGAAGAUUACUUGAAAUGGAACAUUACGUUUAAUGGGAUCAUGGGACAGGCUUUAAAAGGGAAUCUUU